Molecule: messenger RNA, 735 nt
Organism: Nicotiana tabacum (common tobacco)
Lineage: Eukaryota; Viridiplantae; Streptophyta; Magnoliopsida; Solanales; Solanaceae
Source: RefSeq, a predicted model, not a curated record
AUGUGCAAAUAUCAUGGCACUCACAGUCAUAGAACGGAAGAUUGUCGACAAUUGAGGGAAGAAGUACACUGUCUAUUCAACAAUGGGAACCUUCGAGAAUUUUUGAGCGAUCGAGCCAAGAACCACUUUAGAAACAGGGUUUCUAACAAAUCGACAGGAGGAGAAAAUACCGAACCUCAACAUGUCAUAAAUAUGAUCAUCAGCGGAGUCGACAUCCCACAAAGGCCAAUGUUGAAACGCACUAGAAACUCCGUCACCAGGGAGAAACGAACUCAAGACUACAUACCUGAAGGAGCCUUAUCCUUUAGCGACGAGGACGCAAAAGGGAUCAUACAACCUCACAAUGACACACUGGUAAUAUUUGUAAUCUUUAAUAAAACUAGGAUCAAACGUGUGUUAAUUGAUCCAGGUAGAUCGGCCAACAUUAUUCAGUCAAAGGUCAUAGAACAGCUCGGUCUACAAGACAGGAUCGUGCCAGCAGUACGGCUCCUAAACAGGUUCAACAUGGCAUGUGAAAUCACCAAAGGGGAGAUAAUGUUACCAAUCAACACCAACGGAAUAGUACGGGAGGCCAAAUUUUAUGUGAACGAAGGGGAUAUGAGCUACAACACUCUUCUCGGAAGGCCAUGGAUCCACCACAUGAGAGCAGUGCCCUCAACUCUUCAUCAAGUGUUAAAAUUCCCAGUCUCAGGGGGGAUCAAGACAAUCUGCAGGGAACAACCAGCUGCAAAAUAA